Messenger RNA from Toxorhynchites rutilus septentrionalis, 2032 nucleotides. RefSeq lists its product as uncharacterized. Lineage: Eukaryota; Metazoa; Arthropoda; Insecta; Diptera; Culicidae. The transcript is spliced from 2 exons. The coding region runs from base 152 to 2032 and encodes 626 amino acids. The record is from RefSeq and is a predicted model, not a curated record. Gene Ontology annotation, molecular function: nucleic acid binding; zinc ion binding.
AUCCGCAGCGGCGAAUCCGCCUAAUGUGACAUCAGCCAUAGUAGCAACGGGAUUGAUGUGACGGAUACGAGCGAAAGAGGAAGCAGUCAUCACAAUCUGGCGACGAGGAUUUUGGAUUACAACCCGAAGUGCAACAAAUUUAAUAAAAACGAUGCAAGAUUCACGACCAGUUCCACCAUUUCGGUGUGAUCAAAUCGAAACCGGUAAGCUCUCCAAGGAAUGGAAGAUACGGAAGGAAGGACUGGAAUGCUAUUUUGCAGCAUACGAUAUUACCGACCAGUAUGCAAAAAGAGCAAAGCUUCUACACUUGGGUGGACCGGCACAACAAGUCGUUUUCAAGAACCUGAAGGAUUACGAUCAUGUGCCUAUAGUAACAGUAGAUCCAAGGUGGUACGACUGUGCGAUCGAAAAACUUGAUGAAUUUUUCGAACCCCGCCAUCAGAGUACAUCGGGACGCCGUAAGAUUCGUUUAAUGAAACAAAAGACAGGGGAACGCUUCGCUGACUACAUGAUCAGGCUGAAACAGCAGGUUUCACAAUGCGGGUUUGAGAAGUAUGGUGUAGAAGUAAGCUCCAUACUGAGUGACAUUUAUUUGACUGAUGCGGUGGUUGAAGGGUGUAUCUCAAACGAAGUUCGCAGAAGAAUCCUGUUGAAGGACCUGUUUUUUUCUGAAAUCGAAGCGUUAGGAAUCGUGCAGGAGGGUGUAGAUCAGCAAAUAGAUGAGAUUGCGGUCGGUCACCCACCGGAGAAGAUUUUCAAAAUCGAGCAACCAGGACGUUUCAAAGGAAAAUUCGUUUCAAGCACUGCGAUAGCAAUAGGAAAAUCCGGCUUCAACUGUGGCAGGACUGGACAUAUUGUAUCUCCUACUUGUCCUGAUCGCGGGAAGCAAUGCCGUAAUUGCAAGAGCUAUGGACAUUUUGAACGUUUAUGUCGUAAAGCUAAGCUAUCGGUAGGCGUAGACACUAGAAAAGUUGUGAGAGCGGUAGAAGAAAAAUCUAUUGAAACAGAUACCACGAAAAUCAAUCCAGAGAAGAAUGACGCGAAGGUGUAUUAUGCCUUCUAUUCGGGAAACGAAUCGAAUGUUGUUAUGUGCGUGGUUGGCGGUGUUUCUUUGGAAAUGCUGGUUGACUCUGCUGUGGAUGCUAAUUUAAUUAGCGGUAUGAUAUGGCAGAAGCUUAAGGGCGAGCAGGUAAAGGUAUGUUCUUCGACGAAGGGUAGCAAACGGAUCUUACGUGCUUAUGGAAGCUCAGAGCCACUCGUGAUUCUUGAAUCAUUCGUUGCGUAUAUUGCGAUUGUUGACAAACGCAUUCAAGCGGAGUUCUUCGUUGUUGAAGGAGGGCAACGUUGCUUGCUGGGCGACAAGACGGCAAAACAGCUGGGAGUGCUAAAGGUCGGAAUAAAUAUGAACAACGUUGAAGUGUACCCUUUCCCGAAGAUAAAUGGCAUUAGCGCGAAGAUUCGGAUUGACUCGGAAGCAGUUCCUGUUUAUCAACCAACGCGUCGGAUUCCCGUACCACUGGAUGAAGCAGUCGAUAGGAAGCUGGAUGAGAUGCUGAAGCGAGAUAUCAUCGAGAUUAAAACGGGACCUACAACCUGGGUGUCGCCACUGGUUGUAGUUGAGAAAUCAAAUGGCGAGCCUCGAUUAUGCCUAGAUUUGCGGAGGGUUAAUGAGGCUGUGUUGCGAGAACACCACCCUAUGCCAUCAGUUGACGAUUAUUUGGCAAAGCUAGGCCGCGGGCGAAUGUGGAGCAAGCUCGAUAUUAGAGAAGCCUUUCUGCAGAUAGAGUUAGCAGAGGAGCCAGAACCUCCGGAGCCGUUACAGCGGAGUCAGCUACCUAGUUCUCCAUGGCAUACGAUAGCUUUGGAUUUCUUCGGUCCUUUACCGGAAGGACAACACCUGAUGAUAGUGGUGGACUAUUAUAGUCGGUUUCUCGAGGUUUGUGAAAUGGAAACCAUAACGGCACGCGACGUCAUCAGAGAACUGUCCAUUAUGUUCAGUCGAUACGGAAUUCCAUGUUUUGAAGGCAGAUAA